Messenger RNA from Linepithema humile (Argentine ant), 1006 nucleotides. RefSeq names its product odorant receptor 46a-like. Gene Ontology annotation, cellular component: plasma membrane. Gene Ontology annotation, biological process: sensory perception of smell; detection of chemical stimulus involved in sensory perception of smell. The record is from RefSeq and is a predicted model, not a curated record. Gene Ontology annotation, molecular function: odorant binding; olfactory receptor activity. NCBI's taxonomy places the organism in Eukaryota, Metazoa, Arthropoda, Insecta, Hymenoptera, Formicidae.
AUGGCGCAAUUAAUGGAUAUUAUUUUGAAUGUUGAUAAUGCUGAUGACUUUACUAAUAAUUUGAAUAUGAUGUUGACUUCGUCCGCUGCAUGUUAUAAAAUGUUCAUCAUGUGGUUAAAUUAUGACAAGGUUGCAGCAUUAAUCAGCUGUCUGACUGAAGAACCAUUCAAGCCAUUAGAUCCGGGUGAGAUGAGGAUUCGCCAGCAAUUUAAUCAAACAACACGGAACAAUACCUUGCGUUACACGAUCCUGAUCGAAACGACGUGCUCGUUUAUCGCUUUGAUGUCGUUGUUAACUGAUUUUCGGCACAGAAGAUUAACAUAUAGAGAAUGGGUACCGUACAAUUAUUCGUCUCACAUGGCGUUUUGUUUUACGUACGCUCAGCAAAUGAUAAGCACCUUCCAUUGUGCCACUGUAAAUGUAGCUUGCGAUACCCUCAUAUGCGGGUUUUUAACGCACGUGUGUUGUCAGCUCGAGAUCUUGGAAUAUCGCUUGAAGAGACUCUCGAAUAAUAAUGUUACUCUGGGCUAUUGCAUUCGUCAUCAUAAUCGAAUUUUUGAAUUUGCGAAGUUGGUGAACAUAAGAUUUUCACUAAUAAUCGGAUUUCAAUUUAUGGCGAGUAUGAUGGUAAUUUGCUCCAAUUUGUAUCAAUUGACCAAAUCGGCUCUUAGUCCGGAUCAUGUUCCAUUGAUUAUGUACACAAGUUGCAUGCUGACGCAAAUAUUUAUUUAUUGUUGGUUUGGAAAUAAGGUUAAAACAAAGAGUGUUAAAGUAGUGGAUAGUAUUUUUCAAAUGGAAUGGUCAAUCUUAAACAACAGCAUUAAAAAGAGCCUCUUCGUAAUCAUGCAACGUGCAUUGAUACCCAUCGAAAUUUCUACCGCGUACAUAUUGACUUUGAAUUUGGAUUCUUUCGUAUCGUUGUUAAAAACAUCAUAUUCCGCUUACAACUUACUGGUACAAGUGUAAACAUUUAUUUUGCUUUCUAUUUCUUUUUGUUUUUGAUAAA